UUGCAUUGCGGCACCUGGAGCGCGUGUUUUUAGCAAGAAACUUAAAUUUAUUAAUUAAAAAGGCAAUAACAUGUCGCUAAUAACACGUUUGCUAAAUGGCAACAUGCCGCGGCGUCUCGGCGCCCUAAAAACCAUGCAGCAGCUGCAGUGCGGCUAUAGCUCGCAUGCCAAGUAUGCAGAGCUGAAGCCUAUAGAGAAGAUUAGGAAUAUAGGCAUCUCAGCGCAUAUUGACAGUGGCAAGACAACGUUAACAGAACGCAUACUUUUCUAUACGGGGCGCAUAGCGGAGAUGCACGAGGUGCGCGGCAAGGAUAAUGUGGGUGCAACGAUGGACAGCAUGGAGCUGGAACGACAACGUGGUAUUACCAUACAGUCUGCUGCCACUUAUACGCUCUGGAAGGAUACGAAUGUCAAUAUAAUCGAUACUCCUGGUCACGUGGACUUUACGGUGGAAGUGGAGCGUGCGCUGCGUGUGCUCGAUGGUGCCGUCUUGGUGCUCUGUGCCGUGGGCGGCGUGCAGAGCCAGACGCUUACCGUAAACAGACAAAUGAAACGUUAUAAUGUGCCUUGUCUAGCUUUCAUUAACAAACUGGAUCGCUUAGGCUCGAAUCCCUAUCGCGUGUUGAGUCAAAUGCGUUCCAAGAUGAAUCACAAUGCUGCAUUUAUACAGUUGCCAAUUGGUGUGGAGAGCAAUUGCAAGGGUCUAGUUGAUUUAGUGCAGGAGCGCGCUAUUUACUUUGAAGGUGAACAUGGCAUGGACCUGAGAUUAGACGAAAUACCAAAAGAUAUGCGCGUGGAAAGCCAAGAACGUCGACAGGAGCUUAUAGAACAUUUAUGCAAUGCGGACGACACACUGGGUGAACUAUUUCUGGAGGAGAAGGCCAUAACAGAGUCGGAUAUCAAGGCAGCGCUGAGACGCAGCUGCAUUAAGCGCACCUUUACGCCCGUGCUCGUGGGCACAGCGCUUAAGAACAAAGGCGUGCAGCCGCUGCUGGAUGCAGUGAUUGAUUAUCUGCCACAUCCUGGCGAGGUGGAGAAUUUGGCUUUCAUAGAACACUCUGGCGAGGAGCGUCAGCAGAUAGUUCUGAAUCCCGCACGCGAUGGCAAAGAUCCCUUUGUUGGCUUGGCCUUUAAACUGGAAGCUGGUCGCUUUGGUCAGUUAACAUAUCUGCGUUGCUAUCAGGGCGUCCUGCGUAAAGGCGACAAUAUAUUCAAUGCACGCACCAACAAAAAGGUGCGCAUUGCUCGACUGGUGCGUCUGCAUUCCAAUCAAAUGGAGGAUGUUAAUGAAGUCUAUGCGGGUGAUAUAUUUGCCCUCUUUGGCGUCGACUGCGCAUCAGGUGAUACUUUCACCACCAAUCCAAAGAAUAAUCUGGCAAUGGAGUCCAUAUUUGUGCCAGAACCUGUAGUGUCCAUGGCCAUUAAGCCCAACAAUUCCAAGGAUCGUGACAACUUUUCGAAAGCCAUUGCUCGCUUUACAAAGGAAGAUCCCACUUUCCACUUUUACUUUGAUAACGAUGUUAAGGAAACUCUCGUCUCUGGCAUGGGUGAGCUGCAUCUGGAGAUUUAUGCACAGCGCAUGGAGCGUGAAUAUGGCUGUCCCGUUACCUUGGGCAAACCCAAGGUAGCUUUCCGUGAAACGCUUGUGGGUCCUUGUGAGUUUGAUUAUCUACACAAGAAGCAGUCUGGCGGUUCGGGUCAGUAUGCGCGCAUCAUUGGACUUAUGGAGCCGCUGCCUCCGCAACAGAAUACGCUGCUUGAGUUUGCGGAUGAAACUGUGGGCACCAAUGUGCCAAAACAGUUCGUGCCCGGCGUGGAGAAGGGCUACCGCGAGAUGGCGGAACGUGGCAUGCUCUCCGGCCACAAACUCUCUGGCAUACGUUUCCGUCUGAAGGAUGGUGGUCAUCAUAUUGUGGACUCUAGCGAGCUGGCCUUUAUGUUGGCUGCUCAUGGUGCCAUCAAGGAAGUCUUCCAGCAGGGCUCCUGGCAAAUCCUUGAGCCUAUUAUGCUGGUAGAGGUUACGGCGCCUGAGGAAUUCCAAGGCGCUGUCAUGGGACACCUAAGCAAACGUCACGGCAUCAUCACAGGCACUGAAGGCACAGAGGGUUGGUUCACUGUCUAUGCUGAGGUACCGCUCAACGAUAUGUUUGGCUACGCCAGCGAAUUGCGCUCCAGCACCCAAGGAAAGGGUGAGUUCACCAUGGAGUACUCACGUUAUUCGCCUUGCUUACCUGAAGUCCAGGAACAGAUUGUGCGUCAAUAUCAGGAAUCCCAAGGUUUAGCUCAACCUGAAAAGAAGAAAAAGAAAAACUAAUCAGUUGAGCUUCAGCUUUUUAUUUAGGCGUAACUUACAUUUUGCUUAGUUUAUUUCUAUUUCUACAACAAAAUCUUUAGUUUUUACUGUGAUAAACCCAAAACCGACAAUUUGUACAGAUGUUUUGUAUUAAAAACCAUGUAAAAUAAAAUUUAACUUAAAACACAAAGUUUCGCGCACUAACUAGAAUUUGUUGCUGUUAGAACAAAUACCAGAUUCGUUUACAUAAUUUACA
Molecule: messenger RNA, 2549 nt
Organism: Drosophila busckii
Lineage: Eukaryota; Metazoa; Arthropoda; Insecta; Diptera; Drosophilidae
Gene: mEFG1
Product: elongation factor G, mitochondrial
Exons: 4
Coding region: 71-2314 (747 amino acids)
Biological process (GO): mitochondrial translational elongation
Cellular component (GO): mitochondrion
Molecular function (GO): GTP binding; translation elongation factor activity; GTPase activity
Source: RefSeq, a predicted model, not a curated record